This is a messenger RNA of Neofelis nebulosa (Clouded leopard), 17108 nucleotides long. RefSeq names its product Scm polycomb group protein like 4 (gene SCML4). The transcript has 8 exons. The record is from RefSeq and is a predicted model, not a curated record. NCBI's taxonomy places the organism in Eukaryota, Metazoa, Chordata, Mammalia, Carnivora, Felidae. The coding region runs from base 4491 to 5735 and encodes 414 amino acids. Gene Ontology annotation, molecular function: protein binding.
AAUAGACAAAUUCACAAUUUUAUAGUUAGGCAGAUUUACAAUUAGAUACAAUUAGAUUUACAAUUUACAAUUAGAUUUACAAUUUUAAUAUCACCCUUUCAGUAAUUGCUAGAACAACUAAGACAAAAAUUUAUAAGAAUAUACAGAAUUUAAACAGCACUAUCAACCAGCUUAAUCUAAUAUUUAUAGAACACUAUAUUGUACAACUGCAGGAUACUCAUUCUUUUCAAAUACACGUGGAACAUUCACCAAGAUAGACCAAAAGCUGGUAUAUGAAACAAGUCCCAAUACAUUUCACAGAAAUGAGAACAUACAGAAUGUUUUAAAAGUCAAUAACAGAAACAUAUCGGGAAAAUUUCAAAUAUGUGAAAAUUAAAAACAAGCUACCAAAUAACCCUUUGAAUUAAAGAAAAGAUUAUAAGGGAAAUUAGAAAAUAUUUAAACUGAUGGAAAAUGAAAAGAAAAGGGGCGCCUGGGUGGCUCAGUCAGUUAAGCGUCCGACUUCUUCAGCUCAGGUCAUGAUCUCCUGGUUCGUGGGUUUGAGCCCUGCGUCGGGCUCUGUGCUGACAGCUCGGAGCCUGGAGCCUGCUUCAGAUUCUGUGUCUCCCUCUCUCUCUGCCCCUCCCCUGCUCACACUCUGUCUCUCUCUGUCUCUCAAAAAUAAAUAAAUGUAAAAAAAAAAUUUUUUUUUUUUUUUACAAAGAAAAAACCUAACAUACUCAAACUUGUUGGAUAUGGCUAAUGGAAGGCUUGGAGAGGAAUUUAUGUUUUUUUUUAAUUGUUUUUUUCAUGUUUAUUUAGUUUUGAGAGAGAGGGAGGGCAUGAGCGGGGAGGGGCAGAGAGAGAGGGAGACAGAGGAUAUGAAGCAGGAUAUGUUUCUGUGCUGACAGCAGAGAGCCUGAUGUGGGGCUUGAACUCACAAACCGUGAGAUCAUGACCUGAGCUGGAGUUAGAAGCUUAACCUACUGAGCCACCCAGAUGCCCCAGGAAUUAUGGUUUUAAACAAUCAUAUUAGAAAAAGAAAAAAGGUCUAAAAUCAAUUACUUAAACUUCCACCUUAAGAAGCUAGAAAAAGAAGAGCAAAUUAAACCCACAGUAAGUAGAAUGAAGGAAGCAGUCAAGUCAAAAGCAAAAAUCAGUGGACCAAAAAACAGAUAGUAGAGAAAUAUUAGCAAAACCAAAAGUUGAUCCUUUGAAAGAUUAAUAAAAUUGAUACUGUCUAGCAAGAUUGAUUAAGAAAAAGAAAGAAAAAUGCAAACUAUCAGUAGAGGAAUGGAGAGAGGACAUCUCUACAGAUAUUAAAAUAUUAAAAUGAUAAUAAGGAAGUUUUAUGAACAAUUUAUGCUAAUAGAUUCAACAAAUUCUUUGAAAAAUACAACUGUAUCAAAUCUGUUGCAAGAUGAAAUAGAAAACCAAAAUAGUUCUCUAUGUUUUAAAUAAAUUGAAUUUAUAACUAAAAACCUUCCCACUAAUAGAACUUCAUACUUAGAUGACUUUCUUGGUGAAUUCUAUCAAAUAUUUAAUUCAGAAAUAAUACCAGUCUCACACAAGUUCUUUGAGAAAAUAGAAGAGAACACUUCCAUUUUGUUUUUUGAAGUCAUCCAUCAUAAUCCUGUCUCCAACCUUGACAAAGGUAUAUAAGAAAAGAACAUUAGAAACCAAUAUUCCUCAAAACAGAAUAAAAGAUAGAAAUUAUUUGAUCAUCUCAAUAGAUGGAGACAAAGAAUUUUACAAAAUUCAAUGUCCAUUCAUGACCACAAAAUAAAACAAAACAACAACUGUUAGGAAACUAAAAAUAGAAGAGAUUUUCUCAACCUGAUAAAGGGCAUCUUGUAUACGCCUAAAGAUAAAUACCAUACUUACUGGAAAAUUUUCCCCUGAGAACAGGACCAAGCCAGGAUGUUCUCUUUCAUCAUUUAUGUUCAUCAUUGUCCCAGAGGUUCAAGCCACUAUAGCAAUGCAAGAAACAGAAAUUAAGAAAAAUUGAAAGGUAAAAAGAUUGGAAAGAAAAAAAUGCAAUUUUUAAUUCACAGAUCAGUUUGUGUAUAUAGAAAAUCUGAAGAUGUGUACAAAAUGUCUCACUAGAUCCGGUCAUUUAGAAGUAGUUUAGUAGCAGGAGACAAAGUCAAUGUAUUUCUAUAUAAAAGCAGCAAUUGGAAAAUAAAGAAAAAAUGCCAUUCCAAUAGCAUCAAAAACCAAAAUACACUUAGUAUUAAAUUUAACAAAAUGUGUGCAUGAUAUCUAUACCAAAAACUACAAAACAUUUCUGAAAGAAACCAAAGUCGUAAGUAGACAGAGAAAUAUACUAUGCAUAUGGACUGUAAGACUCAAAUUUCAAUUCUCCCCAAAUUGGCUGUCAGCGGGUUUUUGGCACUUACAUGGAAACUCAAAUGAAAAUUAUGAAGUAAUCAUGAAAAAGGGAAAGCAAGAGGACUCACAUUACCUAAUUUUACUAUAAAGUUAUAGUAACCAUAAGAGUUGGUAUUAACAUAAAGAUAGACACAUAUGUCAAUGAAAUAGAAUAAAUAGUCCAGAAGUAAACUAAAAUUCACAUGGUUGAUUAUGAAAAAGGCACGAAAGCAAUUCAAUGGAGAGAGAAAAGUCUUUUCAACAAAUUGUGUUGGGGGACUGAAUAUCUAUAUGUGGGAAGAAGGAAUCCUGACCUGUAUCUCACACCAAACACAGUAAUUAAUUUGAAAUAAAUCAUAGACUUUAAACUAUAAGCAGGGGUGAUAAAAAAAAAUUUUGGAGAGGACACAAAAACCGAAAAUCAUAAAACAAAAAUUUGCUGUAUUGGACUUCAUAAAAAACAAAAAAACAGAAACACCCUUCUGCUUGUUAGAAGACACUAUUUAGAGAAUGAAUAGGCAAGCCACACAGUGUUUUGUAGUAUAUAUAUUUGACAAAGGAAUUGUAUCCAAAACACAUUAAGAACUUCUACAGUUCAAUACUAAAAAAAAGGCAAACAUAAUAAAUAUUAAUAAUAUUCAGGGAAAGGACUUGAACAGGCACUUUAAACAGAAGAUACAUGAAUGGCCAAUAUACACAUAAAGAGGCGUUCAAUGUCUUUACUCAUCUAGGAAAUGCAAAUUAAAUUCUACCAGGUUGGAAUGGCGAAAAUGAACGACCGCGCCAGCAUCCCUGGGAAAUUGCUCAGCAUUUCCUUAUAAAGUUAAACCGAAACCUAGCGUGUGACCCAACAAUCCCACUUCCAGGGGUUUACUCCAGAAAAUGAAAACAUAUGUCUGCAAAAGACUUGUACAUGAAUGUUCUUAGCAGAUUGAUUCAAAAUUGCUGAAAAUUGGAAACACUCCAAAAGGCUAUCAACAGGUAAAUGGAUUAACAGACUGUGGUAUAGUCAUCUGGUGGGAUACUACUUAGCUGUAAAAAUAAACCUACAGUAUAUGUAAAAAUAGGUUUAUGAACUAAUAAAGCCAGCUGCAAAAGAGCACAAAUUAUAUGAUUCCAGUUUGCGAAGUUCAAGAACAGAGAAAACUAAUUUUUGGUGAUAGCAAUCAGAACAGUGGUUGCCUUUGAAGGAGGGGUGUUGACUGGAAGGAGGCGUAAAGGAACUUUCUAGGGUGAUAAAAAUAAUCUCUAUUGUGAUUAGGGUGUGGGUUACAUUAGCAUAUAUACAUUUAUCAAAACUCAUUUAGCUGUACCCGUAAGACCUGUGCAUUUCACUGUGUAUAAAUUAUACUUCAAUUAAAACAAAUGUUUUUAAUUUGGAAAAUAUAAAUUUAAAUGGAAAGCUUCAUUUGCACAAAUUAGCCUGGGAAUAAAAAAAAUAUAUAGUAAUAUUACAAGAAGGGCUAUCAGAGUUUCAUCUUCCCAGAGGAUGUAGGACAAAAAAUGCCUUUCAAUGAUAGCAAAGACUUCUACAGAAAAUCAUAUCUGACUUAACACACAACCAGAGCUGAUAAGAUAAAAAGGCAGUAUUUCCCCUAAUUGAAAGGUUGCUGUAUACCUCUUGUACUGGAUGAAUAGUGUCCAUCUGGAACCCCAGAAUGUGUCUUUAUUUGGAAAUACAAUCUUUGUAGAUGUAACUAGUUAACAUGAAGUCAUAAUGGAUUAGGGUGGGCCCUAAGUCCAAUGACUACUGUCAUUAUAAGGAGGUCAUGUGGAGAUACAAAGACACCAAAGAGGGAUAAAGGCCAGGUGACGAUGGAGGAGGAGUUUGGGGUGAUGUUGGACUACUAGCCAAGAAUGGCAAGGAUUUCUGUCAACCACCAGAACCACCAGAAUAGAAAGAUGCAUGAAACAGAUUCUCAGAUUCUCCUUCAUGGCCCCAAGAAGGAAUCAACCUUGCUUGAAACUUUGAUCUCAGACUUCUAGACUCUUCGCUUGUGAGAGAAUAAAUUUUUGUUGUUUUAAUCCACCACAUUUGUGGUGAUUUGUUACAGUAGCACUAGGAGGCUAAUACACUACUCACACCUCUUCUGCCUGUGAGCGAUUGGUCACUUCCUUCUGUAAGACUGGCACCAGCAGACAUGCAGUCUCAGAGGAUCCCGGGGAGAAAGCGAGGCCGACCCCCACUGCACUCAACACCUAUGAAGAUGGCAGUGCAUAACCUUUAUUCUGCUUCAGCUGGCUCUUUGCCAGCAGCGAAGAUCCCAAAGAAAAGAGGGCGGAAGCCUGGGUACAAGCUCAAGUCUCGGGUUCUUAUGACUCCUUUAGCCCUCUCGCCUCCACGGAGCACACCGGAGCCCGACCUCAGCUCCAUCCCUCAGGAUGCAGCCACCAUACCCAGCUUGGCCGCCCCACAGGCUCUCACAGUCUGCCUCUACAUCAACAAGCAAGCCAACGCAGGGCCAUACCUGGAGAGGAGGAAGGUGCAGCAGCUCCCUGAGCACUUCGGGCCCGAGAGGCCGUCGGCAGUCUUGCAGCAGGCCGUGCAAGCGUGCAUUGACUGUGCCCACCAGCAGAAGCUUGUCUUCUCCCUGGUCAAACAAGGCUAUGGUGGUGAGAUGGUAUCAGUGUCGGCAUCCUUCGAUGGGAAACAGCACCUGCGGAGCCUGCCUGUGGUGAAUAGCAUCGGGUACGUCCUCCGUUUCCUCGCCAAGCUGUGCCGAAGCCUUCUGUGUGAUGACCUCUUCAGCCACCAGCCCUUCCCCAGGGGCUCCAGUGGCUCUGAGGAAACCCAGGAGAAGAAGGAAGGCAGAAUGGAGUCAGCAAAAACAGUCACCACUGAGGAGUGCCUGGCGAACCCUGUGGGCAUGAACCGCUACAGCAUGGACCCCUCCGCCUCCACCUUUAGCCACAGGGGCUCCUUGCCCACCUCUUCCUCGCUGUACUGCAAGAGACAGAACUCUGGAGAUGGCCACCUUGAGGGAGUCUUGGCCACCACUGCCAGUGGUCCCCGCUCCAGCCCCAUGUCCUCUGGAGGCCCCUUGACACCUGGGCUGAGGCCCCCAGGCUCCAGCCCCAAGAGAAACAGGACCCCUCUUGAAGGAAACAGAUGUGCCUCAAGCCCUUCCCCAGACGGACAGGAUGCCAGGCGGCCCCGGAGCAGGAACCCCUCCACCUGGACCGUGGAGGAUGUGGUCUGGUUUGUGAAAGACGCUGACCCGCAGGCUCUGGGGCCUCACGUGGAACUCUUUAGAAAGCACGAGAUUGAUGGCAAUGCUCUCUUGUUGCUGAAGAGUGAUAUGAUCAUGAAAUACUUGGGUCUGAAGCUGGGCCCCGCACUGAAACUGUGCUACCAUAUUGAUAAACUGAAGCAAGCCAAAUUCUGAAGGUUUUUAAAAGAUAGAAGCAAUGUCCAGACAACAGAUCUCAAGAUCAUCUUCUGCCUUACCAACAUCCAGCCACCAUCAUAAAAUGGAUUCUCUUCUUAAAAUUAACAGCCACAAAGACUUGGCCUUUAAAAAAAAAAAAAAUCGUGCAUCUCUGCCUUUAAAAACAAAAAAUUCAACAUGACCCUUUUGAAAGGCUCCUCUGUGUUAAUGAUUUGCCAAAAAUUAUGGAAAAGCCUGUUAUUUUAACGUUCCUGAUAGGCUGGUUGCUCUUAGAGUGGGUCCUAUUUUUAUGAUGAGAGAGCAGGGAACUGAAUGCUAUUGCCCAAGAAGAACCCUGAAGCGUUCUCACAAAGAUGUGAGAAGAAAGACCUCUGUCUCCACCACAGCACCACCUGUCUUUAACUCUGCCCUGGGGACCUAUCAUUGUGAGCCUUGCUUAAUUCAGCUCUGGAAGCUGUCUUAUGAGGGGAAAAUGCCUCACUUUGCACUAUCUGGAAAACUUGAAUUCUUUUGCCCUCUGACAGAGAAGAAAAAAGUCUUUUCUAUUCCUAGUUAUUUGAAACACUGUGUUGUCCCACUAGAGGGCAGACUGUUAAUGAAGUUUCAGGACCCUCACUGCAGUAGCCUGCUGAUCCGGUACUCCGUGGAUGGGUUAGGGUCUCUGUGAACAAGAUCUAGCCUACACAGACACGGGGAAUUUCUUCCACAGUCAGCACCACAGAUUGCAACUUGGGAAGAAACCGUCUCUUAGAGCAUUCUAGUUCAUACCCAGUCAUUAUUGAUGGACUGAGAUGCACAAGCAGCAAAGGCAAAAAUCUGGAAGUAUGUUCUUCCCAGAUGGGGCUUUGGAGUCCCUUCCUUUUCAGAGUCCUUACUGAGGUGUUGAUGUGUUGGCACGCCGAAGAGUCUUAGUGACAUUUAGCCAUGGGUGUUUCUUUAAAAAAGAAGAAGAAAAAUGUCUCAGAUAAGCUUUGAAAUGGAAGAGUGUUGAUUUCUAGUUACAUUGCUGGAUUACGUAGUUGUAUCGCUAGCUAAUUUUUCUAGUUCUCAACAAAUACACAGACAUGCUAUUAUUGGGUUUAAUUCAAUUUACAAAUAGGUUUUCUCCUUCCUCACCGUGAAGUAAUAGAAAAAAAAUUGAUUUUUUACCCCUUUGCAGCUGUGUCCAAGGAAGGACGAUGAAACCACAAUUGAAUAGGCAGGAAGGUGACCUCAUCUCCAUUCCUUUUAUCCUUCUCCUUUCUUUUUGUCCCUCUUUCUUUUAUUCUUCCUUCCUCACUGAACAGGAAGCGUAUCUUCAAACUGAAUUCACCUUCGCCACGGGCAUAUCCUCUUAAAACAUCUAUAGCGUUGGAGGUGAGGAGAUGAAUGCUAGACUUUGCAAUCUCUGGGAGGGAGAGGAUCAAGGAAAACUCAGGGCCUCCCAUGGCCAAAAUGCAAGUUAGGGAAAGCAUACCUUCCUCUGGGAUGCAGCCAGCAGAGCAGAGCAGGGGUCUCACCUGAUGGCUGGAGCAGGGUGGGAUUUCAGCCCCUCAUCCUUCAACCAGGUGCCCUGGUGCAGGACAGGGGCUGUACGACCUUGAGGGCAGCCAGGGUAGAUCUGAAUGCUGAUCUUCUCUUCGAUCAGGUAGAACUUAGAUGAAGAUCCUAAGGAAGAUUCCAUGCCAUGCCGUUAGACCCAUUUUGAUGAGCGAUAAUCGAGAAAGCCCAUCAUAGCAAAAUCCUUUCUUAGACACACACCUGGUGGCUGGACUGAAAGCAUGGCAGAGAAGGGGAGGAGGAGACCGUCCUAAACCUGGCCCCUGAAUUGAGCUGGAGUCAUCAGGUUGUGGGAGAGCUUCAUGUCUGCUUUCAGACAUGCUGCUUUCAGCACCUGACAAAGCUACCCCGGUGUCAUCAGGCCUUGGGACAGAGUCUUCCAACAUCUUAGAUAAAAUGACUCUGUCCCUCAGAGUUUAAGUGCUCAUGGCUGGUCUGGAGCUAGAUAAGUUCCCUCAAAAGCCAACGUGAAAAUGGUGAGGCCCAGAAAACCCCACCACAACUCACCCACCCUUUCUGCAUCCGCGGGUUUCCACUCACAUUCCUCUCUCAGACCUGUCGCGUCUCUUCUGCCAACACAUACCUUGUUGAGAGACUUUCAAAGCUUCCUACCCACCCUCACCAGUGCCUCCCUCACUACAAAAGCAGGAGCAUUGGUGCCCCCAAAUUAAAAUCAUCCCCAAACAAUGUCAAAGAGAUACUGUGAGUAGUUUUCGGGGGAGAGAGAUUUUCUCCUCUCAAGUCUAGGAGAAAACUGGAUCCAUGUUCACGUGUAACUGCUCUCACGGAGGUGCGAUCUCAUUUUGCAUUAAACUUUAAGCAGGACAGAUUGCUGAAGCCAUGAUAUUUAAGGUUUGACUUUUUAAAAAUCUCAUUACUCUUAAAAUGAAUGCUGCCAUAUCAGAAAAUAACCCAGGGAGGAAAUUCCUCCUUGCCUGUUUUUGCACUGAAAUGCAAUUAGCCAACCAAAUUAUUGUAGCAAUACUGCAAUUAUAAUUAAUUUUCACCCCUUUCAAAAAUCUUGUCAGACCAGGCAGCUAAAUAGCUCAGCAAAUGUAAAACAUGCCAGGCCAUUUCCUCUAAAUGGACCUUAAAGAGUCAGGCCAUGUGUGUCAUUCUCGUCCAAACGCGAGCUUAUUUUGGGAACCUCACACUUGUUAUUCCAUGGCAGUAGCUUUGCUUCAGGUUGCGGUGAAUAAUGAUAUAGUUUUGCAUAAUUCCAAAUUAGAGUGGGUGAGUGUGUGUGUGCGUGUCCAGACAUUUCCAAUCACCUGUGUCAAACAUUUUUUUAAAAAAAUCUAAAGACAAUUCUAUUGCCUAAAUCAUUUUAAGUAUUUUAUAAGUGCAUGAUUCCCUUUGUGAAGACUUCAAGUAAAAAGAUGUAGGGUGUGUGUGUGUGUGUGUGUGUGUGUGUGUUCUAACAGUAGUUGGAGGAGCCUAGAAGAGGCCGAGAGCGGAUCAGUUUUACAGUUGCUUGGUUUAGAAUGCCUCCCAGCUGCAACUUGGAGCAGAACCCACUCUAGACUGUUAUGACCAGCUAUCCCCUCUGCUGCCAACAGGGUGCGCCCUGGAGGCAGUUGGGGGACGGUUCUGGGGUUCUGGGCCUGCAUCCCUCAGGCUGGCUGGAAGGGUCAAGCCAGCCCAGGGCCCCUGUGACUGAGGCAGAGACCUAGCCAGGCAGCCCGUGGGGCAGGGAACAGACAGACGUCUUGAGCGCCUUGUUUAGUUCCCACCAGAGCGUUCACCGGGCUCCCAUCAUUUCUCUUCAGCGGGGCUGCCAAGGUUUUUUCCUUUCAUCAGGAAAAAGGAAUGAAGAACUCCUCAGGAGAACCAAAUGGGAGGAAUCCUGAGCGAAGGUUGGUUUACUUCAGGAGGAAACCAGUGAGAGAGGGAAGAUACAACUAUAAAUUUCAUAGGAAAACAAUAAAAGAGCACCUCUUCUAACAGCCUCAACCUUUGAAGCAGCAAUAACCUAUUUUUGUAUUUAUGUGCUGUAUGGAAUAUUUUUUUUUAAUUAAAAUCAUUUUUUAAAUUAUUUUUUGAGAUUGCUUUAGGAGAAUUUUGUCGUAACUCUGAAGAUAAUUGGAAACUCCCAGCAGUGACCAAGGACUUGAAUUUAGUCAUUGGCAGAAAGUCGGGAAAGAUGGAAAUAUUCCCCUUGAUGUCUCCAUAGUCAGGUUUUCAUACAUGUGAGCAGGUGAAUGCCAGUGUUUGCUCUCACAGGGCACUUUUUCAACUCUUCCCUGGUGGGGUUACAGGAUGAAGAGAUUGGACUCACCUUUCUUUUUUUAAACCUCAGAUAAGAAGACAUCGGGUUGUGAGGGAGGAGGUGACCUUUUUAAAGCUGCAAUAUUUUGUUAAGGAGAGGGGUGAAAACCUGUUGGUGGAUGUGGUUUAUUUUGUACCAUAAACACACUCCACGAACUGAGUAGUUGCCCAGCUGUGCUGUUGUCUCACCAUGUCUUAUAUUCCUGGUGGCAUGAGAGGGCCGCCUGGGGACCCCAGAAGUGAAUCCAGAAGUCUAGAGAUGCAGUCAUUCCUCUUUCCAUCCUUCUAUGUCACCCCGGGGACGACGCCCCGCUUCGCUCACACGGCCCUUGAGCUUCCAGCCCAACUGCUGGUCGUGCUGUUGUGCUGUCGAGGGAAGUUCCAGGGAGUCCUUCCCCCCCAGUGGUUACCCUAAUCGAAGACGAUUCCUUCCUGGACAAUUGGAAGCUGGAUUGUUGAAAAUCUAACCUUGACUUGAAAGAGAAUCUCUGUUAUUUAUGGCCACCAGUUAAAUAUUAUGGAAACAUGUCUGCUAACAAUUUGCUUUGUGUAAUUUGUUCUAAUGCUAAUAAGUCACAGCUGGGAUACUUCCUGUGGUAAAUUCCUCUGUGGUUACAGUGGUAUUAUCACACACGGACUUCACCAAAACACUGUGCUUAAGAAGAACCGUUCACCCUGGCUCUCGCAGGCUUCAGGAAAUUCCCCUAACGGGGACGCAGCUCUGGGCAAAAGCACAGCGUUUAGAAAAGGAUUUGCUCUUCCUCGCUCCCUCUCUUUCACAAGCGGGGGCCCCAGACCCAUACAGAAGCCCCUCACACUUAGCACUGAGUUUGAGUUCCUCCAGAGGAAGAGAUGGAAAGCAGAACUUAGGAAUGACAGCUCCCUCCAGGUUAGGAGGCUGUACCCGGAGUCCAUAUUAAGAGGAGGUGGGCAGGAGAGAGGAGUGGAGACACUUCCAAAGGUGAAGAGCUAGUUCAGCAGUCGAUCAAAUAAUGAGGUCAGAUACUUGUGGAGACAACAGCGUCUUUCCGUCCAAACAGUCUAAGUAGACCAUUCAGACUUGCUCCGGGCUGCUGGCCCAUCAUGCUCUGCUCUGUCGCUCUACCAUGUGACCUGAGCCUCGGAGUUGGUUCUGUGCAUUGGCGCUUCAUACAAAAGGCCGACACAGGCGUCUUCCCUUAGAUCCUACUUUGGAACACGCCCAGAGCCUUGUGUUUCCCAACAGCUCACUCUGAAAUAGCGGGCCCUGAUGGGGUGUCACUUCACAGUCAACCUGGGUGACCGGAGACCGCCUCCAUCAUAAAUGUAGCACCCCCACAUCUCAGGAAGGCUCUGCCUUCCCCACCCAGCACUGGACCGCCUUCCCCCACAGCCCUGAGAAAUGGCUGUGCCUGACGACGUCCCAUUACGGGGAGUUCACUCCCAUAGGAAGUGGCUUAUUUCUCUGUUGGACAGCUCUGGUUGUGAAAAAGUUCUUUCUCAGGGAGACACAGAUGUCUGCGAAUCAGACACAGACGUCUGAGAUGAAGCCAACUCUGCAAUCUUUCUCUUUUUAACAGAGCUUGUCCGUGCAGUAACCGCACCUAUAAUACAAAUCGAUGUUGGCGAGCAGAUGCCCGCUCUGUUACAUUAGAAUAGAGGAGCAGACGCUUUAUAUAAACGUAGAACUUAGUUAGGUCGUGGCCAUCAGAUUCAUCAGCCCUGUCGUGAAAACCUAGCAAAAUUCCUGUGGCCACACACACACACACACACACACAAAGGGUGUCCUGGGAGAAUCUUCAGUGUCGUCGUAAAUCUGGCUGUGGUCACACAAGCAAUAUGAGUUACAUAAGCUUGUGUGAAUGAAUCUAUAAGGCCGUGUGCUUCGUUAACUGGGGAAAAAAUGCUGUGAGGCACCAAGAGCCUAGCUCUUAAUUGUACUCAUUAGUGAUAUAAUGAACUAAGGAAGCUUUAGUUUAGAGAAAAACAAGUUAUAAUUGAUGACAGAAAAGUAAACAUGGUCUGUCGUGAAGGUCUGAAGAGUUAUGCAGUUAUAACCCCAAACCCAAGUUACAUUUCAUGCUUGUGUGUGCAUGCGUGAGUGACUGUGCAUUUGUGAGUUAAUGCAACAGGAAGUGGGAAGUGGGAAUUGAGGGGAUGUUUAAGGAGGCAUUGAAGAGGGAGGUUUUGCUUUCUAGAGCAUUCUAUCUUAAUCAGAAGAACUAUCUAGCAAUGAUUUAGAUAUCAGACCCCAAACUAAACAUAACACAUGGUUUAUGUAGCUUACUUAGAUAAAAUUCUGGCUCAUGGAGCAGAUUCUCUAUGAAAAUAUUUUUUUGUAUUUUUAAGUUUUUAAAUUUUUUAAAUGUUUAUAUUUGAGAGAGAGAGAGAGAGAGAGAGAGAGAGAGAGAGAGAGAGAGAGAACCAGCAAGAGAGGGACAGAGAGAGACACAGAAUCCAAAGCAGGUUCCAGGCUCUGAGCUGUCAGCACAGAGCCUAAUGUGGGGCUCGAACUCACAAGCUGUGGGAUCAUGACCUGAGUCAAAGUCAGAUGCUUAACUGACUGAGCCACCCAGGUGCCCCUCUACGAAAAUAUUUAAAUCUUGGUGCUUGGAAAAAGGAACUAUCUAGCACCUUGCAUAGCACUUGCCGUAUAAAAGACACCUUGUUAAUGAACCGUGUGAACCAAUGCUUGACGGGUUUUCACAUUUUUGUUGAAAAACCACUAACUUCUUUUUGAACCCCGUUAUCUUUAUUGAAAGGAGAAUUGCCAAAGCGGAGCCUGACACUUUUUAUUCCUGGCUCUCCCAACCUCCCCAGUCACCGACUUGCAGCUUUUUGUCUUACGAUCUCACAUUCCCGCUUGGCCUAGUGGUCUCCUGCAGGCAUUAGAGAGUCGUACUUACAGCUUUACUUUUAAGCAUCAUGUCCUUCUCCUUUGCAAUCUGUGAUGCCUCGCACAAAUGCACCGGGUUUCCAUCUGCAGGUAAAAUGUACAGGGAGGUAAGCAUCUCUCGGGGAGGGCCACAGAGCUCUUUCCAUGACCCCCACACUCCUUGUACCUUGCUCCCCUCAGAGUGGGCAGGUAGCUGAACUGGGCCUCCCGCAUGAGGCACUCUGUCACGGGUAUGUCACAGAGGUAAGCCUCUUUGAGAAGACACAGCCUGCAGGACAUGGAUAGAAGAGAACCUUCCCUGUCCUCUUUCAUUCUUUACCAUCUCUGUCCUCGAGAACAGACUCAGAAAUAUCUGGGGCUUCUCUUUCUUCCCAAAUGGUUCCAUAGGAGCACCGAGAAUAGAAUCAUGAGACCGAUUUUUUUUUUCAUAAGCACCUCAAAAUUUAGUUUCACCUUCAAAGAAAUCAUCUUUAAGAGCCUGGGCACGUGUUCCUAGAAUGUUGUCAUUACUCAGGGUAUUUUUAGUACAUCUCUUCUGGAAUCAUGUUUAGAAGCUAGAACACAUUCUUUCAAACUGUAGUUGGAAGUGCACUGUCGUCCCUUGGUGGGGGUGGAUGUUUUUUUUUCUUUUUGGAGCAAGUCAAAGCCACUGGGAUGUUGCCUGGUGAAUGACACAGGUAAUCCAUUUGAAAUUUAAAACGGUGCGUCUCCGUUCUCAUUAGUUUGUCUUUUCCUUGUAUGUUUCCUUAGUUGAUCCAAAAGCUUAGAGCAAUAAGAGCCACAAUUCAUUUCCUAACCAUAUCAGGCGGGUGUUGGUGUAAGGAGUUGCAACGCGUAGACCGCUUUGAAGGGCGACAUUGCCGGAUGUGUAACACCCACCGCGUUCAUUUUAAAGUAAUCUUAUCGCUGUAUCUUUAGGCAUGGUGAGCUGAUGCUGUGAGUGCAUGCAAAUGUGCAGACCCUGCUCUUGUCUCUAGAGCCCCAAUCCCAGAGGAAUUGGGAGGAAGAAGCAUGAGGGACACCUGAACAGCUCACCUCCAGUGUAGAACCCUCUCCACAUCAUCUCCCAUGGGCCCCACAGCACUCUGUGGGGGCAGAUCAAGGGGCAGUGCAAAAGAAACAAGCUCUCUGAGUUAUCAACCCCAUACCCCCACCUCCUCCGCCGGGAGAGGAGGGGGCAUCCAGGUGAGCUUUGCAGGUGCUGACGGUAGUUACUCUCAGCGAAGCCCAGUGGGGCUGUAGUCUCCUCACUCUUGUAUUUUAUGACUUGUAGCUUCUGCUUCUCCCCCUGUCUGACUUCAUCCAGAUAUUUUCUUAUCCUCUUCUCUCACAGGCAUGUAACUCUUCUUUGAAGCCACAUAGACAUCAUUUUCUCAUUAGUUUCUACCCUUUUUUCUUCCUUUCUGUCUCUUCCUUUUUCUCUUUCCUUCUUUCUCUUUUCUCUUUCCCUCCUUCCUUCCUUCCCUCCCUUCCUCCCUCUCUCUCUCCCUUCCUUCCUUCCUUCCUUCCUUCUUUCCUUCCUAUCUCUGUGUUUCUUCAUUUCCCCCUUUCUGUAUUUCUCCAUUCCACUACAUCAAAUGUUUUUUGGGCAGGAGAGGUGGGUGGAGAGAGAAAUAAAGAAUUAACAGGUGGCCUCCUCACUUGCUGGCCCAGUAGUCCUGAUCCUUGCCUGCCUUCCACUAUCCCCUCACCACCUGCCUACAGCAUUCUUUGGCUCUAUCAUGCUUCCAGCCUGAUCUCCACUUGCUCUUUCCAUUACUCAAGGUCUAGCCCUCUCAGUCUGUCCUUGAGUUUGGGAAUAAGAAUUCUGUCCCUUUUAUUUUUAGUCCUAUCCAUUUUAAAUGCUUCAUUCUGUGACUCACCCUGACAUCUCACUGAUACAACUCAUCAACCUUCCUCAAGCACAGGCCCAAAUGCUCAUCCCCGUAGGGAUUUCUCUUCAUUCAGUCCUGAAGGUCAAGAGCCCAGGUGACCUGGAGACAAUCUGACAUACCUCUUGAGAAGCAUGAGUUGUUUCUCACAGCCACGCUGCCUCCUACAAUCUGCCUCGAGUCACUCCGACAUCCAGUAGCAAUUCUGAUCAUUCCACAGUUCUUUAUAGAACGUGUAGCUUUGUCCAGACCCACUUAACCCUGACUGCACCCCCUGUGACCAAAGCCAGGCCAGUGUCUCAGUUUAAAUGAGGAGGGCCAGCCCGGAUCAAAGAUGAGGCAUGAUGAGCUAUGUCAGAAGCAUUUCUGGGGUGAAGUUUUGUUUUUAGACAUUUACAAGUGUGAUGAGAAGGUGUGCAGUAUGAAGUCUGGGAAGGGAAAGAUGAUGAUAUGUUUCUGAAAGGAAAAUGUAGUUUAGAGGAGAGAGAAAGGCAGCAAAAUUCUGGAAAGGGGAUGUUCUAUGCCUGGCCUUUAUCCAGCAUAGUCACAUACCCUUCUUACUAGAAGUCAAACUUGUUUCCACUACAGGAUCUGAAAAUGUUGCUGCCUAAGUGUGAGAAUUUGGAGAACUUUAAUUUCUGUUAUUCAAAACCACUGUAUUCAAAACCACAAUAUUUAAUUUGUUGUCAUCUUCUAGCUAUAUCUUUGAUCACUUGAUAUAGUCAAAGAAAAUGAGCUCCUCUCCUCUCAUUCUCCAGAAAUGUUGAAAGAUCAGUUGCUUUAUACAGCAAAUAUUUCCAUUUUAUAGACAUCGGUUGAUUAUUUUCUCUCCUGUAUAUACCUAGAAAUAAUUUUAUUAAUAUAAAGACUUUUUCCUUUAAGUACAUUUGUAGAUAAAUUUACUUUUGAUUCUAUACGCAUGCAAUAAAAUGCAAUAAAAAUGGAUGAAGCAACAUCAUUUCAUUAUAAUUACCUUCUGUUGCCAUUUUUUCCUCUACACUAACAGUGAAAACUUUUUGUUAAUUAAGUGCCGUUGUAAUAUCACAAAGCAUCACUGGGCCAGAAGGUUUGUGUUUUACUAGCCAGGCUAGGCUGUAACUAUCUGACAAGGCUCUUGCUAAAAUACCGAGGGCACCUGAGUAAGUGGAAAUCCAUGUUCUCUAAGCUUGCAAGAUUGAAUGAUGAUGAUUGAAAUGUUAUGCCUUUUGUUUUGUAAGUUGAGGAGUUCAUUGCCAGAUUCUUUCAACCCAGCCUCAGUUAAUCUCAUGUUUCCACCUCUUUAUUCUGCUUCUCUACUCCAAUAUGCCCACGCAGGAGGCGUUCUGAUCUCUCUCUGUCUGGGAAGGUGACAGCCGAAUCCUCUCCCUGGUAAAGUUCCUGUCCUUAACCGUGCCCUGCAUGAAAAAGCCAGAAACCAAAGGCACAAAUAGGUCAUCUCCCUGUCUCGGUAAGAGGAAAAUAGGGCUGACCGCAUUGCCUUUUCCCUAACUGGAUGGUCUUCCUCCCUUCUAAAGAUUGAAAAGGGUGUAUGUAUGCACAUUCAUGCGUGUAUUUAUGAUUGGGUUUGGGAAUUUGAGAUAAAGGUCAUCCAGUGGAAGUUUAUGCAUCAACUGCUUGUGCCAAGGCCCGUGUGCAAGGAGGAUCUGGUACAUGUAUUGCAGACACUCCAACUACUCGAAAAUUCAUUGUGCUUUCACUUUUUGUGGACGUAAUGGAAUUCUGGAACAUUACUUCAAUUCCAGACUUUAUUUAGAAGUGCUUGGAGAGUGUGGAGCUUUGAGCCUAGGAAAUGGUGUCAUUUUAGGGGCUAGCUUUUUAUUAUUAUUAUUAUUAUUAUUCCAAUGGAUCUAAUUUUGCAGACCAGAAAUCAAUGAAUAGAACCCGUUGUAAUGGGGAACAGCAUUUCCAUUGGAGAGGAAGAGCAGUAAACUCUGUCACCUGGGGAAAGAGCCUCUCCUUAAUUUUUGUUCUUCGUAAGCAUGAUGCAAUCAGUGUUUCCUAAUAUCGGGACAAUCCUCUCGCUUCGAAGUGUUUCUAUGUAAUUGUGUCACAUAAUGAUAAAUUGUAAUAGGCAAUUUGGUUCUGUAAUUCAGUUUGCCAAGCAUGCAAACAUACGAUAACUAGGUUAAAUGCAAAUAAGCAUUACACUAAGGUACAAAAAACAGGGGAGAAAAAAGAUGCUGUGUCCGUAACUUAGAAAGAACAUGAAUUUUAUUCCUCAUGUGCCUCAAAAUGUAGUUUGUUAAAGUUAUUUAUCCUCUCAUUUAAUUUCAUCACAUACUGUUUAUACUAUAAUUAUCUGUGUAUGAACAUACAUGUAUUCUUACUGCAUACAUUGACAGAUCUCUCAUGUGCAAUAAGUAGGCUCCAAACAAGCAUGUUGUCGGAGUGAGUUGAUGUGCUCAUUUUUUACGGUAAUAGACGAUUAUAUAUAAGACACCAUAUCAAAAUGUGCUUUUAAUUUUUCAAAGCCUUUUUGUUAUUGUACAUAAGCUUUUUUCCUUUGGGCCAAUUUUUUCAUUAUUUAGAGAUCUAUUUUUAAUAUAUUCCUUUGAAUAGUGACUGGUAGGUACACUAGAGUCAGAUAUGUAGUUUCAUUAAAUAAACACUACUGGCCUUAAUGAUUUUAAUAUUUUGGGGUGCUUUUUUCAUUUUUGAUGCAGUAUUCUUUUUUUCUAGUACAGUGUAUUGUGGGCCUGGGAGUGAUUCAAUAAAAUUUCUAAAUCUUAAGAUUCCAAGACAAUGCAGUAUUUUCUGUUCAUGCUGUAAAAAGUAUUUCUGUAUUUUAAUAAAGAAUGGAAUUUAUGUGAGACCGUA